Molecule: messenger RNA, 942 nt
Organism: Lasiodiplodia theobromae
Lineage: Eukaryota; Fungi; Ascomycota; Dothideomycetes; Botryosphaeriales; Botryosphaeriaceae
Product: Low-density lipoprotein receptor ywtd
Exons: 2
Coding region: 1-942 (313 amino acids)
Source: RefSeq, a predicted model, not a curated record
AUGUCCUCUCCCUCCCAAGAACGAAGACUAUACAUCCUCGACUGUGAUCUCAGCCACUGGUCCUCGCGGCAAGGUCGUAUUGUCUCUUGCCGUACCGAUGGCACCGAUCAACAAAUUCUCGUAAAAGACCUACAUGAGCUUCCGGAUGGCAUCGCUAUCGACCAUGCCCGAGGUCACAUUUACUGGACGAACAUGGGCACCGCCGGCUUCACCACCAACGACGGCUCCAUCCAGCGCUGCGACCUAGCCACAGGCGGCAACAUCACCACCAUCCUCCCGCCAGGCACGACCUUCACGCCCAAGCAGCUCGUCCUCGCACCACAGUCACAAAAACUGUACUGGUGCGACCGCGAAGGCAUGCGCGUCAUGCGCGCGAACCUCGACGGUACGGCCGUCGAAACCCUCGUGCAAACAGGCGCCACGCCCGCCGACCGCGCCGACAAGUCGCGCUGGUGCGUCGGCAUCGCCGUCGACGAGCGCAACAACCUCCUCUACUGGACGCAGAAGGGCCCGUCCAAGGGCGGCGUCGGCCGCAUCUACCGCGCCCCGAUCGACGGCACCACGUUGCGCGGCGAGGACCCGGCCACGAGGGGGGAUGUGGAGUGUUUGUUUGACGGGCUGCCCGAGCCGAUCGAUUUGGAGCUGGAUGUCGAGAGGCAGUUGCUGUACUGGACGGACAGGGGCGAUCCGCCUACAGGGAACACGCUGAAUAGGGCGUACGUGGGGCCGUUGGAGGCUGGCAAGCAGCGCGAGAGGCAGAUUUUGGCUAUUCGGUUUCAUGAGACGAUUGGGCUGGCGCUGGAUGAGGAGAACCAGAUUGCGUACGUCACGGACUUGUCGGGCGGGGUGUACCGCGUAAAACUGGAAGGUGAUGAAGGGAAGAAGGAAGUCCUGAUCCCUGAGCUUGGUGAUGUGACGGGAAUCGCAUUGGGUGGACACUAG